GCCGAGCCUCAGUUUGAAAACAGCACGCGACGCGUUCAGAACGAGAAACCCAUACGCGCAAGGUGGAUAUAAUAAAAAUAAAAAAACACACAAUAAAUGACUCUUCUUCGGAGACUCAAAGACUAGAAGACACUUUUUGUGGUCAAGGAGGAUCGAACCCUUGAGUGGCAGUGGUGAAGUGCAAGCAUAAGCAAACAAACAAAUCAAUAAUAAACCAAGCUGUGGAGUUAUAUUCAAUGCUUUUUUGUUUUUGUGCCCCACAGUAAGAGUGGAUAUAGGAAAACCUCAACCUGGACAGCUGUGAAGCGAACAAAUUUUCCUUUUUUGCCGCCGUCUGUGGAUAUAUACAUACAUAUAUAUAUGGUUCAUUAAAAGUGUGGCAGAACUUUGGCACUGGCGACAAGUAACGAGCGACGACGACCUGUGGCAAUGCUCCAGCAAAUUGUGCGGGUAAUUUCCAGUUCGGUUUAAUUUGGUCCAAGUCGCAGCCAAAUGGUCAUGCGCACCGUUGGCCGCCGCUGUCAUUCGAAAGUUGCCUCUGCGUGACACACAUUUGCGGAGCAUUAGAAGCAUUCGACUCCACAUCUGGCAGACAAGUUGGAGCUCUGCCCUGCCGCAUCAGCUGGGUUACUAAUAUACACACCUAUAUAUACAUACGUGGGUAUACCCAAGGGGGCAACACAGCAACCAGGGGGUACCAAACUCUGCUCGGACCUGGCCCAAGUCCAAAGUCGCCUCUGUUGCAUUAUUCAUGCUCUUCGGCGGCAUCCACGUCCACAUCUACGCAACGGAACCGGGAACGGGAACGGAAUCCACGAACGAAGAUGACGCUGCGCUUAGUCAGCAUAUUAUCGGCGGCAUUACUACUCCUAUGGCCCGCACAGCUGGAUGCAUUUAUCACACCGAACACAGGCUGCCAUCACAAUGGCACUUGGUUCGCGGACAAAUCGGUGGUGCCCAGCAUGGAGAAGUGUCUGAAUUGCCAGUGUAACCGAAAGACACUAGUGUGUCGUCUGAAAGUGUGUCCCGAAAUGCCAAUGCCACCGCCCAGAGGCUGUGUGGUCGUCCAAAAGAAGAGCUCCUGCUGUCCGUAUCUUUCCUGCGCAAGAUUGGAUGCGUUCUACAAGAUACCCACCAAGCGUCGCAUCAUCGCGUAUCUGGAUCACUACGAAAGGGAGUCCAUCGAUCGGGUGGUCAACGAUAAUAUGCUGCAGAGACGUUCAGAUGAUUCCGACACGGAUUUGUUUGUUUGUGUGAAAAAUGGAACUGUCUACAAGUCGGGAUCUGCCAUGUCAUCUUCGAAUUUGUGCAGCUACUGCUAUUGCAUAGGUGGCACCGAAAAGUGUGUGAAGCCAAAGUGCAUGCUGCCCGUGGAGGGUUGCAAGCCCAUCUUUGUGGACUCCACCUGCUGUCCCGUGAGAUACGAUUGCAGCAGCAAAACGUCGGGGAAAUCCUCUCAGGAGGUGCGCUACAGGAAGACCUCGAACAAGCACUUUCUGCGUAUGUCACAGCGCCUGCAGCGCAAUCGAGGCUGCACUGUAGGUGCCCAGUUCUACGCAGAGGGUCAGAAGAUGCGAUCGGAUGCGGACAAGCCAUGCGACAUAUGCUUCUGCAUCCGGGGAACCAGGCGAUGUGCACCCAAGAAGUGCUCGCCGGCACUGAAGAACUGCAUCCCGGUGGUGCCGAAGGGUCAGUGCUGUCCAUCGAGUUACGACUGCGGCAGUCAGCGGGAUUAUCGUAGAUCGCACAACUCCAGGCAGUUUAAUCUGUAUAAUAUGCUGUUUGGCAAGGAGGAACCGGAUCAACAGGAGACAGCUUUAAUUCCGCAGAACUCCAUGGCCGAGCGGUAUCCACACGAUCGUCAUCCGACGAGAGCUGCUCUGGGCAAUCCCCUGGAGGUCAGUAGUGAAAAGAGCAUUAUGGACACACUACGCGAAGGCCUUGAGUUCAUAGAUGGCAAUAACAACAAAAUGCUGGCCAAUAACUUGGAUCUUGUGGGCAUAAGAACCACCCAGGCACCGCCUUUGAUGAGAACCGAAUCCAGCGAGGAGGUGAGCAGUACAACGGCACUAAGUUUCCUGGAUUUGCUACUGGGUCCCAAUACGGAAACCACGGGCCACGAAGAAAUAAGACAACCGGAAUCCACGACGCCCAAAAACACACUCUCCUGGAUGGAUAUACUUUUGGGUCCAGAUGAAGAGGAACUGGGCCCCAAAACAGAAGCCUAUUUGGAGACUAGUACCACUCUAAACAAACCGGAAGAGUUCAAUCCUUCAACUAACAGCAUUAAACGCAUUGCCGAGGACUUUGACGAGCAAUUGGACAAUGGCGAAAUGGCUGUGGGUGAACUGCCGGCAGAGGCCCAACAAAUUGGUAUCGCAAAUGCUGGAAUUUGGCCAACACCAGCCACAGAAGUAAUGCCCCCUCCAAAAGAGGAACCGAGUCUAUUCAAUGUCCUGAUAGAUGGCUUGUCUGGCAUACUCGAAGAACCACUCAAUCAAACCGCCAGCUCCACAAGUACCACAACUACCACUGAGAAACCAACCAAUCUGCCUGCACCACCCAUGUUUCGACCACUGCCAAGUAGCAAGCCCGUUCACACGCGAAUCAACUCCAAGCUGGCGAAUCUCACAGUGACGCCGCCCAUGUUGGUGGUGACUAGCAAAUAUGGUCAACCGGUGACCCACCGCACGGCAAAUAAGAGGGUCAAUGCAACCACUAGUUCAAUCAUAGCCAAGAGCACAGAGAAACCAAGUACAAGCACCACCCAGCAAACCAAAGUAGAUAGCACCAUUAAAACCACAGCAACGCCUAGUACUACGGUGAAACCCAAGCCGAGGACCACUAGAAAAACUACUACUACUCCAAAACCUGCUACUCCAAAACCUACAACUCCGAAACCUACAACUCCAAGAUCUACAACUCCAAGACCUACAAAUCCGAAACCUACAACUCCAAAACCUACAGCGCCAAAACCUUCAACAACAAAGCCUACAACUGCAAAGCCAUCUUCCGCAAAACCCGCACCCCCACCGAAAUCCACAACUCAAAGACCCACAACUCCGAUACCUUCCACUCCAGCACCCACAACUACAACAACCAGCACCACCAGCACCACAACAAAACCCACAAUUCGCACCACCAGCAAGCCAAAAUUUAAGCCAAAACCCAAACCCUAUGUUACUAGUACUCCCAAACCGCUGGUGAUCGAAACUAAUCCAAGUAUCUUGGAGGCUGAGCCACUGGACAUCAAUGGUGAACCCACACUGCCUCCUAGUCUGCCCAACCUGAAGAUUAUACCAUUCCUUCCAACCGAUGCUGUGGAUACGGUUCCCAAGGAGCAGUAUCCCACCAACUUCUAUCAGCAGAAGGUGGCUUCCGAUAAAAUGGAUGUGGUUGGCUAUGAUACCAUGGAUGACACGGUGGCUCUAUACUCACAAUCCCAGCCGGAUCAGGCUGCCUACAAGUACAAGUUCAACGUGGAAGUGCCAGCCGUGGAAUCUGCUCCAGAACCAGUGGUCCAUGUGGGUGGAAAAUACGAAGGAAGUGCGGCCUACGUCAACUUCGAUUUCGAAAGUCCUGUGUUGCCACCUCCGCACAAUGGAUUCUCACCACCCACCGAAACGGAGGGCGGAUUCAUGCCCAAGGAACCGUUGGUUAUCGAUGGCGAAAUCCUUCAGGAGCACGUCACCUCGAGUGGCAUCGGCGGCCCAGUUGAUAACUUCCAUGUGACACAGCACAUUAUCGACAUCACAACCUCGGGCGCACAUGAAAAUGAUACUGCUUCAAUAGAAAUCACUACACCCGACCCCUUCAAAGAUGUCAUACACACAGAGCCGUCGCCCAAUCUCGAUGAACUAAUCGUUGACAAGGCGAACAAAAAGCCGAUUGAAGAGCACAUCGAGACCGUCACUUACAGUGUUGGCAACUCAACAGCCUCCUCCAUAUCGUCAUCCACAAGCGGCACAGCCAGCACAUCCACAGCAACGACAACGGAAAAGGAAGCCCCCUUGAUAGAUAAAUAUGAAAUCAAUAAGUUGGAUAAGCUCUUGGAUGAGCUGCUCGGUAUGGAGUUGUCCAAAGAGGAUGCAGCAAGCAGCACAGUGCCUGCAUUUAAGCAACUGCCUACAGCAACGCCAACGACAGCAAAAUCAACAACAGCAGCAAAUGCAGCAACAGCAACUGCAACGGCAACUGCAGCAACUGCAUCAAGCACGGCAGCAACAUCGACCACUGGUCGGCCAACAGUGACGACACGUGCUCCGGCCAAAAAGGGAAACGGCAAAACGAAAAACAAACAGACCAGCGGCAAUAGACGCAAAGUCCAGAGUGGCACGCGACGCCAGAGUACACCGGCAACCACUCGAUCCCCGCCAGCAGCGACAUCAGCGGCAUUGACUGCGUCAACAACCGCGGGGCUGGCCACAACAACGGGGAGCACUCUGCAUCCAUUUUUAAACUCACCGUUCGACAAAUUACCCUUCAUGGAUACCAGCUAUGAGGUAAGACCGCACAGAUUGCAACCGCAGCAGCAGCAGCAGCAACAAGCACCGCAGCAACAAGCACCGCAGCAACAUGAGCAGCCACCGCAGCAGCAAUUCCACCAUUACCAGCAUGCAACACGACCGCCGACAGCAGCCCCACCAGCAGCGCCAUCAUCCCCGGAGGAUGUGCACCAGGAUUCUGGUUCUGGUUCGGUAGAGCGGACUGGUGGAGGCGGACUGUUGGGUGGACUCCCGGGUGGCGAUGAUCCGCUUGGUCAGUUGAAACUGGCUGGCUGCAACAUAUACGGACGCAUGUAUCGGGUGGGUCGCAUUAUCGUGGAGCUAUCCAGCCACUGCCUGGAAUGCAAGUGCACCGAGGUGGGCGUCAAGUGCGGCCCAUUAGACUGUUAAUUUAGAUAUCCCCCUACGAUUGUAAUCCCCACAGGAAGUCUGUAGCGAUUAAGUGUCAGUUUUUAGCUUUAAGUUCGUAUCGUACUACAGGGUAGUUUAGACGUUCUCUAGACCCUAAGUUGUAUUAUAGAAAAAAUGAUUAAUAUAUGUAAAAGUUAGCAUGGCAUUUAUAACAUACACUAAUUAAGGCUAUAGUUAGAUAAAAAGUACACGAAAUAUAUUUAAUAAAAUUAACAAAUAAAUCAAAAAAAUCUAAA
Molecule: messenger RNA, 5152 nt
Organism: Drosophila simulans
Lineage: Eukaryota; Metazoa; Arthropoda; Insecta; Diptera; Drosophilidae
Product: mucin-2
Exons: 6
Coding region: 825-4895 (1356 amino acids)
Molecular function (GO): protein binding
Source: RefSeq, a predicted model, not a curated record